This is a messenger RNA of Hyla sarda, 2587 nucleotides long. RefSeq names its product exocyst complex component 5 (gene EXOC5). Gene Ontology annotation, biological process: exocytosis; Golgi to plasma membrane transport. NCBI's taxonomy places the organism in Eukaryota, Metazoa, Chordata, Amphibia, Anura, Hylidae. Gene Ontology annotation, cellular component: exocyst; cytoplasm. The record is from RefSeq and is a predicted model, not a curated record. The coding region runs from base 91 to 2214 and encodes 707 amino acids. The transcript is spliced from 18 exons.
CUUCCGGUAACAACAGCUGCUCACUGAUCCCCGCCCUGCAGGGAACUACCUGGUGCUGAUCCCGGUGCCUGCUCCCUCAUACACAGCACCAUGGCCGCCACCGAGUCCCUGUUCGAGGAGCCGUUCGAUGCAGAUGAAUACAUUGAGCGACUGGCGUGGAGAACUCUAGGAGGAGGAUCCAGAGGAGCAGAAACAUUUGAUCCAGAAAGGUUGUUGGAUCAAUUUGUCAAUCAUAUUGAUGAACUGAAGUUAAUGGAUGAAAGAAUCCAGAGAAAAGUGGAGAAAUUAGAAAAUCAAUGCCAGAAGGAAGCUAAAGACUUUGCCAAAAAAGUCCAAGAACUUCAGAAAAGCAACCAGAUUGCUUUCCAGCAUUUCCAAGAGCUUGAUGAGCAUAUCAGCUAUGUGGCUACGAAGGUGUGUCAUCUCGGUGACCAGUUGGAGGGGGUGAACACGCCGCGGCAGCGGGCUGUGGAGGCCCAAAAACUGAUGACCUAUUUUAAUGAGUUUCUGGAUGGAAAUCUGCAGUCUGAUGUGUUUAACAACCCUGAAAAGAUAAAGGAGGCGGCUGAUAUUAUUCAGAAGUUGCAUUUAAUUGCUCAAGAACUACCAUUUGAUAAAUUUGCUGAAGUGAAAUCUAAAAUUGCCAGUAAAUACCAUGAUCUUGAACAUCAGUUAAUUCAGGAGUUUACAAGUGCGCAGCGAAGAGGGGAGAUAUCUCGUAUGAGAGAAGUAGCGGCAGUGUUGCUAUACUUCAAGGGGUAUUCCCAUUGUGUGGACGUGUACAUAAAUCAGUGCCAGGAGGGGGCCUAUAUGAGGAAUGACAUAUUUGAGGACUCAGCUCUGUUGUGCCAACGUGUGAACAAGGAAGUUGGGGACAUUUUCAGUAAUCCAGAAAUAAUUUUGGCCAAACUUAUACAGAACAUUUUUGAAGUCAAAAUCCAGAAUUUUGUGAAAGAGCAUUUGGAAGAAUGCAGAAAAUCAGAUGCAGAACAAUAUCUGAAGAAUCUCUAUGAUCUGUACACAAGAACUACUAACCUUUCUAGUAGACUUAUGGAAUUCAAUCUAGGAACAGAUAAGCAGACUUUCUUGUCCAAGUUGAUCAAAUCAAUUUUUAUUACCUACUUGGAGAACUAUAUUGAUGUAGAAAUUGGUUAUUUAAGAAGUCGGAGUUCAGUGAUCUUACAGCGGUAUUAUGAUUCCAAGAACCAUCAGAAGAGACCCAUUGGAGGUGGCGGAAUUCAAGACCUUAAGGAAAGGAUUAGACAACGCACCAAUUUGCCUCUAGGCCCUAGCAUAGAAACUCAUGGUGAGACGUUUUUGGCACAAGAAGUGGUGGCUAACCUCUUACAAGAAACCAAACAUGCUUUUGAGAGAUGCCAUAAGCUCUCUGAUCCAUCUGACCUCCCAAAGAAUGCAUUUAGAAUAUUUUCAAUACUUGUCGAUUACUUAUGUGUUGAACACAUUGAUUAUGCCUUGGAAAUAGGAUUAGCAGCAAUCCCUUCUCCUGAUUCUCGAAAUGCCAACCUGUAUUUCCUGGAUGUUGUACAUCAAGCCAACACUAUUUUUCAUUUAUUCGAUAAGCAUAUAAAUGAUCAUCUCAUGCCUUUAGUAAGCUCUUCUCCAAAACUGACAGAAUGUCUGCAGAAAAAGAAAGAGAUCAUUGAACAAAUGGAAGUGAAGCUGGACACUGGUAUUGACAGGACACUAAAUUGUACAGUCGGACAGAUGAAGCAAAUAUUGGCUGCUGAGCAGAAAAAGACGGAUUUCAAACCAGAGGAUGAAAAUCAUGAUUUAAUUCAAUACACAAGUGCUUGUGCCAAAGUUUGCCUUUACAUUCGUAAGCAAGUGGAAAAGAUCCGUGUUUCAAUGGAUGGAAAGAAUGUGGACACAGUCUUGAUGGAACUUGGGGUGCGUUUUCAUCGCCUCAUAAAUGACCAUCUGCAGCAGUUUUCUUACAGCUUAAUGGGUGGCAUGAUGGCUAUCUGCGAUGUUGCAGAAUAUAGGAAGUGUGCCAAAGACUUUAAGAUUCCUCUUGUGCUGCAGCUUUUUGAUACUCUGCACUCCCUCUGCAACCUUUUGGUGGUGGCCCCAGAAAACUUGAAGCAGGUGUGUUCUGGAGAGCAGCUUGCCAGCCUGGAUAAGAAUAUUCUCCAUUCCUUUGUGCAGCUGAGAGCUGACUACAGGUCAUCCCGCCUUGGCCGACACUUCAACUGAAUGGUUGACUGCUGAGAAGAUGUGUUCAAGCUGAUGCUAAGCCUUAGCUAGAGAAUCACACUGGAUCCACUCCCCGAUACAUGGACGUUUCUUUAUUCCUUUGAGUGCAGUGACUGCCUUUAGUGCAGCCAUGUUUAAUAUGUUGCUCUUCCUGCUUCAAUCCACCUAAGAAAAUGUGUUUCCCAGGAAGAUGCUAGAUGUGUAUUCUCUGUGUUACUGGUAACACAAGGCCACCACUCCAACCUGUAUAUACCUUCAGAAAGAACUGCUGUCACAAUGGGACUUGUCAGAUCAUCUUAUUUUUUAAGAGACAAUAUUCCUUAUUUGAAAAUGGUAAAAGGUUCAGUGAUAAGAAAUAAAAAGUUCAGCUCCU